This is a messenger RNA of Eleginops maclovinus (Patagonian blennie), 4654 nucleotides long. RefSeq names its product UDP glycosyltransferase 8 (gene ugt8). Bases 240 to 1892 code for a protein of 550 amino acids. Gene Ontology annotation, molecular function: N-acylsphingosine galactosyltransferase activity. The record is from RefSeq and is a predicted model, not a curated record. Gene Ontology annotation, cellular component: endoplasmic reticulum. The transcript has 6 exons. Gene Ontology annotation, biological process: galactosylceramide biosynthetic process. NCBI's taxonomy places the organism in Eukaryota, Metazoa, Chordata, Actinopteri, Perciformes, Eleginopidae.
CAGGGUUUUCCCUCCGCCGCUCCCUUCCUCUCCAUCUCGCUACCGCGCUAGUCCCGCCCCCGAGAUAGGGACUGGGAGUUUAAUAUUCCCUCUGCCCGUCUUCGAUACCCGGGGACCCAUUUUACUAAACUGCAAUUUUUCCUCACUACUUUUUUUUUGUGUUUUAACUCUCCGAAACUUUAAAUUGAUCCACAGUUUCACUUCCACCCCUCUCCUGAGCAACUUUCAAACCACAAGCCAUGCUACUACCCUCGUCACUACUACUCCUCCUUGGCCUCCUUCCUUGGAGUCCCAGUGCAUCAUGGGCUGCUAAAGUGAUCGUGGUUCCACCCAUCAUGUUUGAAUCACACCUGUACAUCUUCAAGACGCUGGCCACAGCUCUACAGCAGGAGGGUCAUGAGACCCAUUUUUUAAUUUCAGAGGGUCGUGGUGUACCCCCCUCCCCUUACUACCAGUUACAGCGCUACCCAGGGAUCUUUAACAGCACAACCGCUGACAAUUUCCUUCAGUCCAAAGUCAGCAACAUUUUCUCAGGCAGACUGACAUUUCUUGAACUUUUUGACAUCCUUGACCACUACUCCCAGAACUGUGACGCUGUGGUUGGAAGUGUUGAGGUAAUGACCCGCCUCAAGGAGGCCAAGUUUGACCUGCUGCUGGUGGACCCUAAUGAGAUGUGUGGUUUUGUGAUUGCUCAUAUCCUGGGUGUGAAAUAUGCCGUGUUCAGCACAGGCCUGUGGUACCCUGCAGAGGCAGGUGCCCCAGCGCCCCUUUCAUAUGUUCCCGAAUUCAACUCAUUAUUGACGGACCGCAUGUCUCUGGCCCAGAGGAUCACCAACACCGCUGUAUACCUGGUGCAGCGCUUUGGAGUCCGUUAUAUUGCAUUACCUAAGUAUGAUCGGAUUAUGAAGAAACAUGGAGUGACGCCUCAAGUGGCCAUGUCUGACUUGGUGCAGGGCAGCCGGCUGUGGAUGCUGUGCACCGACAUGGCUCUGGAGUUCCCAAGGCCCACCCUGCCCCAUGUGGUGUACAUAGGCGGCAUCCUCACCAAGCCCCCCAACCCACUGCCACAGGAUUUUGAGGCCUGGGUGAAUGACACAGCGGAGCAUGGCUUUGUGGUUGUGUCGUUUGGAGCUGGGGUCAAGUACCUUUCCCAUGACAUAGCUCACAAACUGGCAGGAGCCCUUGCCAGGCUUCCCCAGCGAGUCGUCUGGAGAUUCUCUGGAGUUCCACCCAAUAACCUUGGCAACAACACCAAACUUGUUGAUUGGAUGCCUCAGAAUGACUUAUUAGGCCACGCCAACACAAAGGCCUUUCUGAGUCAUGGCGGUCUGAACAGCAUCUACGAGGCCAUGUAUCACGGGGUGCCGGUGGUAGGUGUGCCCCUGUUUGGAGACCACUAUGACACCAUGACUCGUGUGGCAGCCAAAGGUAUGGGUAUCAUGCUACACUGGAAGUACAUGACCGAGGAAGACCUUUAUACAGCCCUGAACAGCGUCAUCAAAGACAGCAGGUACCGCCAGCAAGCACAAACUCUUUCCAACAUUCACAAAGACCAGCCAGGCCAUCCAGUGACCAGGGCAGUCUACUGGAUCAGCUACAUCCUACGUCACAACGGUGCCGACCACCUUCGCUCCGCUGUGUACGAUGUGUCCCCCUACCAGUACUUCCUGCUGGAUGUGAUUUUCACUGUUGGAGCUGCCCUGGCACUGACCAUUUUUGCGCUGCGACGGUUGGUACGAUUGCUGAGGGGGAAGACCGAUGACCAGAGCAGAGGAGGUGGCGUCUCCAAUGAUAAUGGUAACAUGGCCAAUGGACAUUGUCAUAGCGAGAGCAUGGCCAAUGGGAAACACAAACGCAACGGCUCCUUGAAAAACGAGAAGAAGAUUAACUAAUGUUUAUAAUGGCCAAGAAAGACGAGGAUGAAGUUGCCCCAAGGACUCAGCUCUAGGUUUUGAUAAGUGGUUUUAUAAAAGCUUUGAAAGAAAGAGUUUCUUGGUUCUUGGUUGAAUGGCAACUGCUACUCAAAACGUGAAAGAGGCUGUAGGAGGAUACACAAUGCAUCGUGUGUGGGACAGAGCGAGGCAUCGGGUGCUCAAAAUCUGUGUUUGUGUGUGUGUGGGUGUAUGUGUAUGUGUGCACUGAGGCAAAUUUAACAAAAACUCUUAACAAAAGCAGCUACAGCAAUACGACACCAAAUAGGAAAGUCAUUAAGGAUGAAACACAGGAAAGACACACAAGGAGGAAAUCGGCUCUCUUACAUGAUCUCGGUUGUCUUCCUGCAUUCCUUACCAGUGAAAGGAUGAAGAGGAGAAAUCCUGAGCGCCAACCCCUCAUCCUUAGAAAACAAGAAAACAAAUGGAUAACUUUUGAUUUAAUGUCUAUAACUGCAAACUUUGCUUUUGCAAUUGUCUGGUAAACUGUAAAUAGAGGAAACAUCUAUUUAUUACUGUAAAAAUACAUUUUAAUGAUGAACCUUUUUAACCUUAUCUUGUUUUUAAUUUAUUACAUAAAUCAAUGGUGUUAGAGCAUUAUGAUAAAUGUACACGCCCUGUUAACUAAUAUACGCACAAUAUUGUGUGUGUCAUAAAGGCGAAACAUACAAAACAAAGACUGAGAGCUGCAAUCAUUAUCAGUUUGCACAGGUCUGUACUUUCUACAGUUGCAUUAUGCACGGUAUUCAUGGUCAUCUUAUUUUCAAAUUCACCAGUGUCCCUUUUCACAUGUUAGGGCCAUCCCGUGACUUUGUACUGGUAGAGAAUAACUCAACAGUUUUUGGCUUUUGUAUGUAUGUACGAUGUAAUUUUAUCAGAAGAAGAAGAAUAAAAGCUACUACCAAUGAUACUGUAAAAAGGCAGAGACUACUGUAGAUGUGCUUAAGCUCGUCCAGUCAUGUGAUCAGGGAUGAGUCAGGGCAUUAUUGAUUUAUGACUACUUGCUCCAUCAGUCCACUAUCUUUAUUCUGCAUCCCUCCUCUAUUUAUUAAUUAGUGAGAAUUCAUCACUUGUUGGCCAUUUUGAGCGCUACACUUGGUUUUGUAAAUCAUUCCUAUAUGAUUGGAUUGAAAGUUCAGUUCUAACAAAGCUUGUUUCAAAUUACAGAAUUCAGGUAGAAAUCCAUUCAAGACUUCUCUUCUGCAAAAUAACGUCUUUUAGAUUUAGCAAUUGAGGUAGAAAAAUCUAGGUAGACCUUAUGUAAUUAUAUUAACAUUGAAUGUGAAUGAUUCACAUUCUGUAUGUGGCCUUUUGUAAUGCAAAUAUUUGUUAAUGCAGUAUGAUUGAAUAUAUUUGUAUUUGUGCUUGUUACUGUUUCAAUUAUUGUGAGUUAGAUCACUGUACAGCUUUAGACUGAGUGUAUAGAUGAACCAAGGAAGAUUAGGUAUGUUUUAGCCCACUAAGAGAUGUUAAAACAACCACUGGCUUGUCCGCCAUUCUGUGAAGUCCUCAAAUUAAGUGUAUACCCAUGCACGGGAUUCUUUACGCUUUCAUUCAAUAAGACCAAAGUUGCUUUUUUAUGGUUCUUAUUUCUCAAUCCACUCCACUUUAGUUUAGUCUGGUUUCUAUGCUGUCUUUUAAUUCUUAAUGCAGUUGAGGAAGGGUGUUAGGAGGGUAAUAGAGUGACUUAGUUCCUUACUACUUCUACAAUGAAUAAUACCAUGUCAAAUUCUCUUUUGUUGAGCCCCUGUUGAGAUCAAAGUACAGGGCGAGCAGAAGAGUAUCUUUGUUAUUGUGCUAAUAGCCAUUUCAGGAGGGCAUGUCUUUCCAGACUUGCGGACGGAUGGUUUAUUACACCACCAGGUCUGAAUAAAUGCAUUUAUUUUCCUCAAUUGUUCAAGCAUUACAGCACAGACAACUAUAUUUUAAAGAUACAAAUUGGAACCAACAUUGGCCUUCAGAGAUUGCUCAGCAUUUAGCAAAUUACUCAAGCAUGGUCAAUACAGCAGUGUUUUACAGGAAACAAAAGAACAUGCUAUCACUUAACCUGUCAAAAAUUGUUGAGGACUUAUGAUUCAAACACGUGUAUAUCCAUAUCCUGUUUGACAGUUAAUUAUUUUCCUUUCUCUGUGAGCUACAACUACACUUGCAAAGCCCAACCCAGCCCUGCUGAAAACAAACCAUUAUACUUGAAUCAUUAUCAUUAUAAUAACCAUCUAUAAAAGUUCAACUGGUGGGUUUGCUAGGUGGGCCUGCAAGUGCUACACAAGCUAUGAACAGGGUCUGGAGAGAGAAAAAACGAAAAUUGUGAAUGUACAUAAUCUUUCAUUAUUUUCAGUAUAAAUGUUAAAGCUCUGGUUAAAUGUCCACCCAUGUCCAUUCUUCACUAGUCUAUUCCCUGCAGUCCGACAUGUCUCUGUUCUUGUGCCGUUUCCAUUUCAUCAGCUUGAAGUUUCUCUUUGUUCUGUCUUCAAUAGUGCACUUGCCUGUUCCAUUUCUCCACUUCUUUGUAUUACUUUUUCACUUCAUUGUAUUCUUGUGUCAUUCCUCCUCUCCCGCCCAUAUUAGAUGUCUCUUCUCACGCUUAUUUUAUAAAAACCUUUUCACUUUGAUUUUCAAAUGACAAAGUCCUCAAUUUUCCUGUCAUGUGUGUCCAUGUUGUAAAUAGAACCGUGUAAACAAAAUACUAAUGCUGAAUAAAAAUUACAUAUUUUGUUUGCAGA